Molecule: messenger RNA, 270 nt
Organism: Penicillium chermesinum
Lineage: Eukaryota; Fungi; Ascomycota; Eurotiomycetes; Eurotiales; Aspergillaceae
Product: CRAL/TRIO domain protein
Exons: 1
Coding region: 1-270 (89 amino acids)
Source: RefSeq, a predicted model, not a curated record
AUGGGUCGCCACCUCGAGGGACGACUCCUGCGAUCCCACCGAGACGAGGUGUUCAGGCGACUCGGCGAAAAUUACUGGAGACUCGACCCCUACAUUCGCGCCCGCAAUAUCUCCGAUCGCACGGGUGUCAUCCAGGAGGGAGGCAAGCUGGACUACUACCCAUUGGGCGAAAAGCUGAUUCGCGCGAAAGCGAAGCCGAAGAUUCUAGCUUGGAACGUGAAUGGUAUGAACCUAUCCACUGUAACAACUAUUAACGGCAGGAGAGUAUGA